UUCAUUUUCCAACUAAAACCUCUUAUCUCUCUUUUCCAUAUUCAAUUUUGCCGCAUAGCAUUUUCUGCAGAGCUUCAGCUGCAAUAAUAAUGGGGAUUGUGAGGCAGGAGGCGACGCAGAAGGCGGAGCUCGAGGAAUUCCGCCGGAUGCUGCUAUCGUGCGCCGCGGUCAACCGGCAGAAGGACGGCGACGGAUUCGGCGGCGCCAGGGAGAGCUCGAUUCCCGGUCGCGGAGGCGACGUCUUCGACAGGAUGGUCUGCGUCACCAGCGGCGUCUCCUAUCUCGGCAUCGCCAUCGUCAAUCAGCUACUAGUCAACGGUUACUCUGUUCGAAUCAUCGUCGAUAAUGAAGAGGACGUUGAGAGGCUGAGGGAGAUGGAAACAUCCGGUGAAAUGAGGUUGAACAACAGUGUGGUUGAAGUUGUGAUGGCCAAGCUCACCGAGGUCGAGAGCCUAACUGAGGCAUUUGAUGGUUGUCGUGGUGUCUUCCACACUGCUGCAUUUGUGGACCCAGCCGGGCUUUCCGGCUACUCUAAAACCAUGGCUGAUAUUGAAGUAAAUACGAGCAAAAACGUAGUGAGGGCCUGCGGGAUUUCUCCUACUGUUAGACAUUGCGUGCUCACCUCGUCUCUCUUGGCCUGCAUUUGGUGUGACAACUCUAGUGACGAGGCCCCACACCUCAUCGACCACAAGUGCUGGAGUGACGAGGCUAUAUGUGUAAACAAAAAGCUCUGGUAUGCGCUCGGAAAGCUGAGAGCAGAGAAGGCUGCGUGGGAGAUUGCUAAAGCCAAUGGCGUGAAGCUGGCCACCAUAUGCACUGGGCUCAUCACCGGGUCGGAUUUCUACCGGAGAAAUCCAACACCUACCAUUGCAUACCUUAAAGGAGUCGAAGAAAUGUACGCGUAUGGCUUGCUGGCAACAGUUAACAUCGACACACUAGCCAAGGCACAUGUGCGCGUCUUUGAGGAGAUGAAGAAGACAGCCCCGGGCAGGUACAUUUGCUACGACAAAGUGAUAGAAAGAGGGGACGAGGUCGAGAGGCUGGCUGCUGAGACGGGCAUAAGCGCAGCCUCAGUAACGGGGGGCGCCUCAUCUAGCAACCGGCCUCGGUAUGAGCUGUCGAAUGCAAAGCUUAGGCAGCUGAUGUUGAGACCACGCCGUUGUGUGAAUGAAUGAUGAGAUGGGAUUAUAAAUCAAAUUUUGAUGUAUCAUUUGUUUGGUGUUGGUGUAUAGUGUAUGUAUUAUGAAUGUGGUGGAGAAUUAGUGUACGUGUGAAUUGUUCUUCCAUGGUUAAGAAUUUGUGAUUAUAGUUUAAAUAAAAGAUGAUAAUACUAUUGUUAGGUUAGUAAAA
This is a messenger RNA of Salvia hispanica, 1350 nucleotides long. Its product is annotated as NAD(P)-binding Rossmann-fold superfamily protein. The record is from RefSeq and is a predicted model, not a curated record. Gene Ontology annotation, molecular function: oxidoreductase activity, acting on the CH-OH group of donors, NAD or NADP as acceptor. Gene Ontology annotation, biological process: steroid biosynthetic process. NCBI's taxonomy places the organism in Eukaryota, Viridiplantae, Streptophyta, Magnoliopsida, Lamiales, Lamiaceae.